Molecule: messenger RNA, 2806 nt
Organism: Salvia miltiorrhiza (redroot sage)
Lineage: Eukaryota; Viridiplantae; Streptophyta; Magnoliopsida; Lamiales; Lamiaceae
Product: protein AMEIOTIC 1 homolog
Exons: 13
Coding region: 1-2373 (790 amino acids)
Biological process (GO): reciprocal meiotic recombination; meiotic cell cycle; meiotic sister chromatid cohesion
Source: RefSeq, a predicted model, not a curated record
AUGGAGCAGAAAGAGGCGGUGCAGGUGCAAGGCAGCGUUGCGGCAGAGCCGCGGCAGUUACCUCGAUGUACCCUCCUGCUUCAAGAUAGCCAGUUCGUGAUUCCAAAUGAUGGAGAUAAAUCCCAGAUGCAAUACAAUAUUAAAGAUGGUUAUCUUUACGAGAUUGAUCACGCUCAUUUACCCCCAAGAACCCCAGCUCACCUCCGCUCCAUCAGAGUUGCUAUGGUCUGCGAGAAGACGGAGGUGAAUGUGGCAGUGAGGUAUCCAAGCAUGGAGUCGCUAAGAGCAUUCUUCAACUACAGCUUGAGAGAGUCGCACCCGUCUUUAGAUGAGAAGUUUGUGAUGGGGUCGGCGCUGGCAGCCAGAGUGCUUGUUAGGACAGUUCCGGCUGAGGUUUUCACGGAGCAGAAGAGUUGGAUAGCUUUCUGGCUGACUGCGCAAAGGAAAGGAAGUAGUUGUCUGUCUGAGGCUCUCAAGGGGAAUGGGAUGGUGACAUGGGGGAUAAGAAGGCAAGUAAAGUAUUUGGGUAGGCAUAAGGAGAGUGAUGACAAUGGUGUAUACAUUGCUCAGAACUCAUCUUCAAGCCUUGUCAAUGGAGUUGAGGAAUCCCAGAUGGGAUUAGUAGCUACUGCUGAUGGUGGAGAAUCUACAGAAGAAGACCCUAAAUGUGGAGAUGGUGAGAGAGGGGAAGAUAUGGAAAAUGCAGAGGAGGAGGAAGAAGAAGAAGAAGAAGAAGAAGAAGAAGAAGAAGAAGAAGAAGAAGAAGAAGAAGAAGAAGGAGAAGAAGAAGAAGGAGAAGAAGAAGGAGAAGGAGAAGGAGAAGAAGAAGAAGAUGAAGAAGAAGGAGGAGUAGAGGAAGAAGAAGAAGAUGAUGAUGAUGAAGAAGAAGAAGAGAAAAUCAAGGUUAAGGAGAUCAAUGAGAACUUGAAAAGAAAGAGGUACUCUUUCAGGAAUUUGAGCGUAAGGAAAACAAAGAAAGCAAAGCUUGAGAUCAAAAAGCAAAAGCAAAAUCAUACGCAGAAGAAGAAGAAUCAGGUCAAGAAAAAGGGUAGUAAGAGAUCAAGGGAAUCACUCAUUCCAAGAGAUCCAAAAGAUCGUUGGUCUGCUGAAAGGUACAAGCUUGCUGAGCAAAAUCUUUUGGAGGUGAUGAAAUCAAAGGGAGCAAAAGCUGAGAAACCGAUCUUGAGGCCUCAGUUGAGAGCAGAAGCAAGAAAGAGGAUAGGCGACACGGGGCUGCUUGAUCAUCUCCUGAAGCAUAUGGCCGGAAAGCUUGCUCCGGGCGAGCAGGAGAGGUUCAGGAGGCGGCACAACCCAGACGGAGCAAUGGAGUAUUGGUUGGAAAGUGCUAAUCUUGUUAACAUCAGGAGGGAAGCUGGGGUGACUGACCCAUAUUGGGUGCCACCUCCUGGCUGGAAACUCGGUGACUCGCCAACUCAAGACCCUAUAUGUGCUAGAGAGUUGAAGCUGCUUAGGGGUGAUGUUUCAAAAAUAAAAAGGAGUUUGGAAUUGAUGGCAACAAAAAUGCAGUUGGAGGAGGAAGUUGGAAAGUUGAGAAGGGAAGUUGGUGAAAUCUCUUCCAAGAAAAAGCAACUAGAAAAUCAAACACUCGCAGAAGAAUCAAACCGUUUUGACAUAAGUCAAAAGCUUGAUCAGCUUGCUGCUUCAUUGGAAUCCUCGAAACGCCAUUUUGGCUGCGUGCAUCUUUCAGUGGAAAAGUACAAGGAACAAUUGAUGACCAUCUCAGAUUUUGUGAAAGACAUUGAGGGAAAAUUUGAAAAGCUAGCUCCCAAUGUGACAGAAACAGCAAAGACAGGCUCUUCAUUAAUGGUAGUAAGAGGUACACAUAUGGUGAGAGAGAAAACAGCAGUGGAGAGAGAGAGCAAGAGCAAGAGCAAACAACAGCAAGUACAAGAUGCAUUAAGUGCAACUGCUGAGAAAAAAACAUUACAGUUAGAGGAAAAGACAGCAAAGAUACAAAGGCUGAAGAGUGGGUUCAGAAUCUGCAAGCCACAGGGGACUUUCCUGUGGCCAAACAUGGUCAAAGACAGCAGCAGCAUUGAUAACUCCACUAGUUUUGUACAGGUCCAAGUUGAGGUUCCCACACCUCCUUCAGUUUCCUCCUCCACCGUGGCACCUCAGCUUCAUCACUAUCAGCCACCACCGCCAUCCAUAGUCAAGCCAUUGGCUGAAAAACGUGCAGUUACAGUCACAGUCUCCACGUUGUCUAACACCCCUUCUUUAGUCAAUCUAAAUGAUGCCCCAAUCAUUAAUCUCGAUGAUGCGCACAAGGUUGCUGCAAAUACGCUGCCGUUGGAGUGUGGCGGUGCUUAUACAGAGACGACGACGAGCUGCUGCCCGGCGACUUAUGAGUGAUAAUAAUCUAGCCAAAGAUCUUCAUCUGAAAGACCAAAUGGACAUCGACAACGGAUGGGUUCCAAUUGAGGUGAUUGCCGGUUUUAACCGAAUAAAAGAGAUGACAAAUGAUGUUAAGUUGAUUCUGGACAGCUUGAGAGAUUCAGAUAUAGUUGAAGUCGAGGGAGACAAAUUAAGGCGACGUACUACUUGGAAGAAAUGGAUAGCUUAUCGUAAAGCAGCGCCUUAUGGAAUUAAGGUUGUUCUCACGUAUCCAAUUAAGGAGCAUCAAGUGUCAACCAAAGACAAAGCAAACAAGUAACACAAAAAGAAUGCUAGUAAAGAGGUUUUUUAUUUUUAGACGAGUACUCUUUUUCCUUUAUUGGCGUUUUUUCCUCUGGGUUUUCCCUAUGAAGGUUUUAAUGAGACUCGGGCCCUUAGUAUGCAAUCUUGU